Penicillium vulpinum is the source of this 1362-nucleotide messenger RNA. RefSeq names its product DUF3984 domain-containing protein. Lineage: Eukaryota; Fungi; Ascomycota; Eurotiomycetes; Eurotiales; Aspergillaceae. The record is from RefSeq and is a predicted model, not a curated record. The transcript is spliced from 2 exons. The coding region runs from base 1 to 1362 and encodes 453 amino acids.
AUGGAGUUGAACACCUCGGGAAGCUUCCGCUCCCGUCGCUCAUACCCAUCCCUUCACCACAUCUCUCUAGCACCGUUAACCCCACGAUUUCCCAUUGAUGACGACACAAAUAUAACAGACUACUUUAAUCAUCAUGACCAUGAAACUCAAGCCAGUGGCGCCCGCACACCCCCGACAUCAUCAUAUCUAUCUAGUGUCUCAGUCCCAAGCACGCCGCCGAUCCUCUCACACUCACGUAGCAACUCGCGAAGCCGCCACCACAUGCGAAGCAAAAGCUCUACGGGUGCAGGACACUUAAGCGACACAAACCUGCACAAACGGGAACUAAGCCAUGCCCUCCAUCACAUCCACGACACGCACAAGAAACAUCGCAGCAUCUCGCAUUCGCAUGGACGGCGCCCCUUGCCAGACAACACGCCGAAAUCCAAAUCCGACGCAGAAUGGAUGCUACGCACAGGCAUUGCCCUAGCCACCUCGACCCGCGAGGAAAAAGGCCAAAGCUGGCUCUCCAAACGCGAGAGCUCAACAAGCCUCACGCCCCUCGAUGAAACGUCCACUAACCGCCACCACCACCGCACUAGAUCAGGCCUCACUUCACGGGUUUCCCGCUCCGGAGCCUCAACCCCAGGUGGAGCCAGUGCCCUCUCCCGUCGCAACUCCCGCUCCCGCACCGGCAGUAGACGUGGCAGCAGAGUCGAUCUAACCAUGACCGCCCUCCCGGCUGUACCAUCUACCUCAGCGACAUCAGAGAAGGCAUACGUCAGCUCGGGAACAGAUACAGGCACGGUGAGUCCUGAAGUGCGCGGCCGUCGUCCUCUAGUGCCUGACUUUGUGGAUGCCCGCAUCCGCGCCGAGAUGGCGUCGCUAGAGCACCGCGAGCGGGGGCUAAAUGAAGGCUCUGUGUAUUGGGAUGGGGCGGGCUCAGACGAAGAUGAGACUUCGUCUGAGUACUCGUGUAGCUCUGACGAGACGCUAGAUAACUUCGAUGAGGCUGAUCUUCAGGAGCUGACGCGGGAGCGCGGGUUCGGACUCGGCUCUUGGGUUGAUCGGUUGGUUGAGUGGACGCUUUUCGGAGCUGAGGAGUGGCCUGCCGCAGUGCCUGCUGCGGCAGCAGCUGAGCGCAUUGGUACGGCGGAUACUCCUACUACUGUUACAUUUGAGGAACCUGAUUUGCCAUAUGGACGUGAUGAUGAUGCUCUUUCGCUUGGUUCGGUUAGGGAUGGGGAUUUGUCUGAUGAUUCUUCUCUUGGUGAUGGGGAGAGCACUACCGGUAGUGCCGCUCCUAUUGAGAAACCUGGGACCCAGGGUGGGUGGGAGGAUGCUGUGUGGUUGCUUCGUUUGAUGAAGCGGGCGUUGGUAUGA